GGUCAGUUCACCAAGUGCUCGCUGCCAAUUGGGCAAUUGAAUAGUGAAUGUCUUUACACUGUAUUUUCAUGGCGGAUUCAAAACGUGUGUGUUAAGAUUGUGUGUUUUUGUGCAAAAUAACAACAAAUAUAGGUUACAGAUGACAAUGCCGCAUGUGAAUUCUGGCGGCAAUGAUGACAUUUAUGAUAGUGAUGAAGUUAAAGUGUACAGACACGAAGGAGAUGAGGAGAAUGAAAAGAAAUCGUCGGAGAAUUUAUCGGAGGAUAAGCUGGGUUUGGUGACCGAAACCGAGGAGAACAAAGUAGGAGAAUAUCCCGGAAACAGCAAGGACCCGCGUCUGGUUGAUGAUGGCAAGCCCGGUCCGGAGGGUCGUGAAGGGCCAUUUGGAUACCUGCCUAGUGGGUACCCACAGUUUCCUAAUGGGGCCGCUCCCACCACCAUGAUAAAACGUGGCUGCACUACUACGAGUCCGAGAGUAAAAGAGCCUCAAUCUAAUGGAGAACUCCACAAUCCCCCUCCUCAAAAGAAAGCCCGCAUUGCCAAGUCACUGGACAAGACGAUGUUAAUUUUCUUCAUAGACAGCGGCGGAGUUCUACUUCAGUAA
Messenger RNA from Mya arenaria, 604 nucleotides. RefSeq names its product protein pangolin, isoforms A/H/I/S-like. The record is from RefSeq and is a predicted model, not a curated record. Lineage: Eukaryota; Metazoa; Mollusca; Bivalvia; Myida; Myidae. The coding region runs from base 140 to 604 and encodes 154 amino acids. The transcript has 4 exons.